Nerophis ophidion (straightnose pipefish) is the source of this 780-nucleotide messenger RNA. RefSeq names its product immediate early response 3 interacting protein 1 (gene ier3ip1). The record is from RefSeq and is a predicted model, not a curated record. Gene Ontology annotation, biological process: endoplasmic reticulum to Golgi vesicle-mediated transport. The transcript is spliced from 3 exons. Gene Ontology annotation, cellular component: endoplasmic reticulum membrane; COPII-coated ER to Golgi transport vesicle; Golgi membrane. Lineage: Eukaryota; Metazoa; Chordata; Actinopteri; Syngnathiformes; Syngnathidae. Bases 71 to 319 code for a protein of 82 amino acids.
GCGCUCCCGGGUUGCGCGACAUCAUCUACUCAUUUACGGCCACUGCAAGAACUGCGAGGAAGUUGCCAACAUGGCGUUUACACUUUAUUCUCUCAUUCAAACUGCUAUUCUCUGCUUCAACGCCGUCGCUGUGUUGCACGAAGAAAGGUUUCUCAGCAAAAUCGGAUCAGGUGUAGACCACGCAGUCUCGGGUUUUGGAGAUGACCCAGGAAUGAAAGUCCAAGUCCUCAAUCUCAUCCGCUCCAUCCGAACUGUCAUGCGAGUACCUCUUAUCAUCGUCAACUCCGUCUCCAUCGUCCUGCUGGUUCUUUUUGGGUGACCAGCAAGCAUCAAAGACAACUGCGGAGUCAAGGAAACAUUUCCCACAAACACACACACGCACACGCUGACUUUAAGGUCAAAGCGUUGUCUCACAUUGUCAAAAUCCUUCCAGCUUGAGCAGACUAUUUUUUAUUUUUUGCUAUUACAAUGUUUGUUGUUAUGACACAAGUACAUUUGUCCCUCCACAAAUGCAUUUGGCGCUCCCUGUUUGCCCUCGCUCAUAAACACAUUAUGAUGGGACUGUCCUUACAACUCCGCACAGUAGAUGGCAUUGUCCCUCUUCUUCUAAACGCGCCUGAUCCUCAAGAGAAUAAGAAGAUGUAGCAGGAGGGACAACUUAUAUAUGUAGGCAGUAUUCAGCCCCCCUUUGGUUAGUAUUUGAUAUACAGUGGGGCAAAAAAGUAUUUAGUCAGCCACCGAUUGUGCAAGUUCUCCCACUUAAAAUUUUGACAUAGGUCU